Pararge aegeria (speckled wood butterfly) is the source of this 2392-nucleotide messenger RNA. Its product is annotated as diphthine--ammonia ligase. The transcript is spliced from 14 exons. The record is from RefSeq and is a predicted model, not a curated record. Gene Ontology annotation, biological process: protein histidyl modification to diphthamide. NCBI's taxonomy places the organism in Eukaryota, Metazoa, Arthropoda, Insecta, Lepidoptera, Nymphalidae. Gene Ontology annotation, molecular function: diphthine-ammonia ligase activity. The coding region runs from base 1 to 2238 and encodes 745 amino acids.
AUGAGGGUGGUUGCGUUAAUCAGCGGUGGAAAGGACAGCUGCUACAACAUGAUGCAGUGCGUCGGCGCCGGGCAUACCAUCGUGGCUCUGGCCAACCUCCAACCUGUUUUCAAAGAUGAGCUGGACAGUUACAUGUAUCAAACAGUUGGUCAUCAGGGUAUUGCCCUGUACGCAGAGGCUAUGGGCCUACCCUUGUACAGAGAGAUAAUAUCUGGUGUAGCUGUGGACCAAGGCAGGAACUAUAAGCCCACUGACAAUGAUGAGGUGGAAGAUUUGUAUAGGCUUUUGACAAAAGUUAAGAAUGAAGUAGAUAUAGAAGCGGUGGCUGUUGGAGCCAUUUUGUCUGAUUACCAAAGAAUUAGGGUGGAGAAUGUAUGUCAGAGGCUAGGUCUAGUAUCACUUGCGUACUUGUGGAGGAGAAACCAAAAAGAGCUGCUGCAAGAAAUGAUAGUCAGUGGUGUUGAAGCCAUCAUUAUAAAGGUGGCAGCUUUAGGUCUCGAUCCGCGGAUACACCUGGGCAUGACUAUCAAAGAAAUACAGCCCCAUCUUCUAGUCAUGCAAGAAAAAUAUGGACUCAACGUGUGCGGCGAAGGUGGCGAGUAUGAGACAUUUACGCUUGACUGUCCGCUGUUUAGGAAGAAACUAAUUAUAGAUGAAAAAGCAAUGGUGAUGCAUACCGAAGACCCAGUAGCGUCUGUCGGCUAUUUAAACUUAAAGUUACACUUAGAAGAUAAAGAGAAUUACGAAGUAAUAAAACUACCUCCAACAGUGAGAAACUCAUUAGAUUUUGUAAAAGACUUGAGCGAUACGGUGUUUAGCGACAUAAGUGAUAUAGAACUAAGUGAGACCGAACUAGAGUCUAUAGAGAAACUGGAGAAAGUUGAGAAAAUAAAGAAAAAUGAAUUUCACCCUCUGCUCACAUACUCCGGGGACAAUGUUGAAGGACUCAACUUGUGUGAUAACGAACUUGAAGAAAAUGUAGAGGACGGUUAUUACUACGAUGAAAUGCACGAUUCAAGUGAGAUAAAGCCAGUGUUGGAUCACAGAACGAUAUAUGGGAACAGACAUGGGUGGUAUUUCAUCGGAGGCAUUGUCGGUGAGGGUGUUGAUACAGCUGUAGCGACUAAGGACGCUAUGAAGAAACUCAUUAACCUACUCGAGUCGGAAAACUUGCGACUACCCGACGUCUGCUCGGUGAACAUAUACAUGCGCGAUAUGGACCAAUACGCGGCGCUUAACAAGGUGUACGUUGACACAUUCUCGUUUCCAAACCCUCCCACGAGAGUGUGCGUACAAUGCCCUCUACCGAAUGACGUUGGACUUAUACUGGACGGGGUUGCAUAUAAAGCACUCAACAAUAAUCAGGACAGCGACGGUGUAAUGAAGGAACGCGUCACGAUGCAUGUCCAAGGAAUAUCGCACUGGGCGCCGGCGAACAUUGGACCGUAUAGUCAAGCGUUUAAGGUGGGUGAAGUGGUCGGUACUUGCGGUCAGAUCGCUCUCGUGCCGGGCUGUAUGAAACUAACGGACGGGGGAGCGAGGGCGCAGUGUUCGCUCGCACUGAGACAUCUCACCCGAGUGUUGAGGGCGGCUCAUCCACGGGCUCACAUCCGGAGCGUUGUACAAAGCGUAUGUUACGUGACGGGUCGAGGAGCGGCUCGGGAGGCUAGAAGGCAACUCGAGCGGCGAACCGCGGGCGCUAUAGUACAGUGCGCUGUGGUGGAGGCAUUACCGCGGGCGGCCUGCGUCGAGUGGCAUGCCUGGGCACAUACGGAUAACAAUCGCUUCGAAUAUGAAGAAACCGGUUGCAAUGUCGGAGACUAUAAAGUGGCCAUUACGAGGAGGUGGAACUAUGAGAACACUGUCGCUGCUAUUGUUUGUUACGUCGCCACAGGUUCAUCCCCCUCUACGUGUCAAGUGUCUUUCGCCGACGCGGCCGCUUGCGAUCGACACCGCACGCAUGCGUCCAACAUGUCCGACAGUGACCUAGAAGCUGUGCUCGAAUAUGCGCUGCGAAAACUGCUCAACGACUGCCAAGAACGGGAGCCCUGCCCUGCGCUCUAUAUUAGGAUAUUCUAUCAGGUGUGGGGCUCCCCUACGCCGCAAUGUAUGUCAACUGCUGCAGCGAUAGUUGGCAGACGACUUAACUCCCGCGUGGCUUUAAGUGCUGUACCAGUCGUGGCGUUACACAACGCCUUCACUUUCCUCUCCAUCAGCGGCCUGCGCUUGCAGGAGUGACUCUACACGUACCAAGCCCAUAUGCAGAUGCUUUAUUGCCGUUUUAAAAAUAUAUUUGCUGAAUAUUUUUCAGUGUUUAUAAAAUUUUGUUAAUUAUGCUACCGAGUUUACCAUAUUUUAAGUCAAAAUAUAUAAAUUAUUUUUAUUGCAAAUC